Molecule: messenger RNA, 2290 nt
Organism: Haplochromis burtoni (Burton's mouthbrooder)
Lineage: Eukaryota; Metazoa; Chordata; Actinopteri; Cichliformes; Cichlidae
Exons: 14
Coding region: 149-1780 (543 amino acids)
Molecular function (GO): protein binding
Source: RefSeq, a predicted model, not a curated record
UGUGUAUGCAUGUCAGAAAGUGUCAGGAUGAACCACUGACUCAUUUUUUCAGUUUAAUAAGAAGUCUGUUCACCAACAGAAGGAAAUCCCGUCCUUUCAUUGAAGAUCCAACAAUCAGAAAACCCGACAGAUUCAUCUUUCCAAUCAAAUGUUAAAUCCAGUGUUUUGGACCAUGGGUGGUAAUUAUGGGCUAGCGGUCUUGGUGGGCGUGGCCAUACUUCUGGAGGCUGUCCAAUGUCAAGUGAGCUGCAAAGGAGCUGAUGGUGAGCGAGGAGUGAACGGCGCUCCGGGCAGAAAUGGGUUGCUUGGAAUGAAGGGAGAGAAAGGAGAGCCAGCUGUGAUGAUUCAAGGUCCAGUGGAUACAGCCAGCCUACUGAGGCAGAAAGGAGAGUCGGGAAAUCGGGGCACGCAAGGACCCCAGGGCCCAAAAGGUUUCCGCGGAGAUUUGGGGAAAGAGGGUGAGGAUGGCCCCCCAGGUCCUCCUGGCCCAGACGGCAGGUUGUCCCAAGCAAGACACACCUCUCAGCAGGAGUCCCGUUCGGCCUUCUCAGUGAUCAGAACCGACAGAAAUUAUCCUGCCUUCAACCAGAAAAUAACCUACCAAAAAGUUGUGGUCAACACAAAUGGUGAUCUUGACACACGCACAGGUGUCUUCACCUGCAGAGUACAGGGUACCUAUUACUUCAACUUCCACUCUGUGGCCAAGGUCAGCAUGUGCCUGCAAAUAGUCUAUGGUGGACCAAGAAGAACCCUGGGAUUCUGUGAUAAUAACAGGUCAAACAGGCAAUCUGAGCAGGUGCUGUCAGGUGGUGUGGUUUUACAGCUCACAGUUGGACAGAAGGUCUGGCUUGAGUCCUUUAGGGAAAACCAGGGACCUACUGAUACCAGGGAGAACCAGGAAAAAAAGAUCAUCUUCAACGGCUUCCUGCUCUUCCCAAGUCCAGCAUGGUUUCCUUGUGCGACUGUAACACGACUCCGAGCGUCUCUUCAGUUUGCGUUUAACUCAUCGUGGUUGGUUUUAUUCUCCCGUCUUUUCUCUCAGGAUUUAUCCAUCAUGCUCCACCAUUGUUUCCUCACUGUUGGUGCCCUGCUCUCAUUGGCAAUAUCCGGGCUAAUCGCUAUGGAGACCUGUCCAGCUACAGGGAUGCCCGGAAUGCCAGGUAUUCCUGGGCUUCCUGGAAGAGAUGGUCGUGAUGGACAAAAAGGAGAGAAAGGAGAUCCAGGAACAAAGUUGCAAGGUGGUCUUGGGCCUCAGAAAGGAGAGAAAGGGGAGCUCGGGCCAGAGGGGCCCCCUGGUAAAAGAGGUCAGAUUGGGGAGUCUGGGAAGCCAGGUACCCCAGGAACUGCCGGACCUCCGGGAGAACCAGGAGAACAAGGGGCUGUUGUAGUCCAGCAGCAGGCGGCCUUCAGUGUGGCCAGAGCGACAAACCAAUACCCGGAUAAAGCCAGCGUCAUUAAGUUCACAGAUGCAAUCACCAACAUCAACGAUGACUACAACACAAACACAGGACGCUUCAGGUGUCGGGUCCCAGGAACGUACUACUUUGUGUACCAUGCCUCGUUAGAUGAAAAACUGUGUGUGUUGCUGAAGCGUGACAACAUGCUGCUGGCAUCGUUCUGCGAUCAUCGGCAGGGAGGGAGACAGGUGACUUCUGGUGGCCUGGCGGUGUACGUGUCAAAAGAUCAAGAGGUUUGGUUGGAGACUAAAGACUACAGAGCGAUGAGAGGGACACGAAACGGAUACAGCAUCUUCUCUGGCUUCUUGCUUCACUCUCACUGAUCACCCCCAGGACAGGAAACAGAAAACAGUUUGACAGCUGAACGACUGAAACAACAUGAAAACAUUUUCUUACUGUUUCUUCACAAUGAUCAUUUACCUUUGUAAAAGGCACAGAAUGUUUAUUUUUCAUUUUCAUUUUUAUUCAGCGGCCAACAUGCACCAUUUUAUUCUCUUUCUGCUGAAUCAGCUCUGAGUUCCUAUCAGUUGAAAAGCUGACACUUCAAAUGGAGAAGAUCUUUGUGUUUGUAACUGACUGUCGAUGGUUCUGUCUAAAAUUUGAAGUUUCUCUUGUUCAGUUUAAUAAAGUUGGUUUCAUACUCAGACUUUCUGCAGACUCAGUUGAUAUUAAUGGGUGUGAUUUUUAAAUGCAUUUCCAAACACAGUUUGAUUUUUCUAAUUUCCAUCAUUAUCUCGAGUUCACAUUUAAGCACAGAAUGUCCCAUCAGCUCCGUGCCCCGCUGUCACAUAGUUUAAACAAACAAACUAAAUAAAGAGCUGAGCAUCAACCAA